Eucalyptus grandis is the source of this 494-nucleotide messenger RNA. RefSeq names its product small acidic protein 1. The record is from RefSeq and is a predicted model, not a curated record. Lineage: Eukaryota; Viridiplantae; Streptophyta; Magnoliopsida; Myrtales; Myrtaceae. The transcript has a single exon. Bases 10 to 288 code for a protein of 92 amino acids.
CACCUGGCGAUGCACCCUCGCGUGCAUUUGCACAAGCAGCUGGAGCGCGGAACGGGGUGGACGACGGUGCGGGAGCGGGAGCGAGCGAGAGAGAAGAUGAGACCGACGCCGAUGGAUUACUUCGCGGAGCUAGAAGACCAGGGCACCACGGUGGCGAUGGACGUCGACGACGUCGACCCGCUCGAGAUCUUCGGCGGCGAGGGCGUCCUCUCCGUCGACAACAAGCUCGCCGACGCCGAUUUCUUCAACGCCUUCGAGGACGACUUCGACGACGCCGACAUCAACUGAUUCGAUAUCCCCCCGCCCCGCGAGCUGUCAUCGGCCGCGCCCUUGCAUCUUUCUGUGUGUCCCUAGGGUUCAUUCGCCCUCCCCCUCUCCUUCGUGGAAGGAGAAGGGGAGAGAAACUCGUCAGUCAUCCUUCUCGCUGUGAUGGAUUGCUCUUAAACCCUUCCUCAGUAUAAAUAUAUAUUCAGAAAUUGAUUUUCGUUUACUAA